UAGAUAGAUAUAUCUAUCUACUGUAUAUCUAUAUAUCUCCCUCUUUCUCGAUAUACUGUAUAUACACGCUAGUUUACACUAUUAUAUAUCUGAUGAUGGUCCUUGAUGUAUCACAACACCAAAAAAUAUCGAGAAACACUGCCCUAUAGUGAAUGUCUUAAAUUCUUUCUCAACUUUGCCACUACCAAGUGUCAAUUUUUAUUGCAGCAUUUUUUUUUGUCUAAUUUUCUAGUGUUCAGAUUUGUGUUAACUUUCAUAGUUUUAUGUGUAUUGCUAUAAAACGUAAUAUUGUGAGCACUGCUUAGAAGAAAUUUUAGUGGAGAUUUGUUUUGAGCAUAUACAUUAAUGCUUGUACAGGCUUUCUUGCUGGUUCAAGAGAGAAUGGAGCGGUGUGUCAGUGGACAAAGUAAUAUUUAUCGAAGACCACUGUCAAGCCUUGCACGGAGAAUCAUGUCAGCCAUUCGAUUUGAAAGUACAGGGCGGGACAUUUUCUUGAGAAAGGAGCAGCAAACACAAAUGAAUAUGAAUCAAGAGUCUCCUUCUGAAAUAGGUGAAAAAAUGUUGAGAGACAUAAAAACACGAAGAACUGCAACACCCAUCAGCUUACUUGACAGUGCAUCUCAGGAAGGGCUAGACUCCUCUGAAAGUCACAAAGGACUUUAUAAUGACAAACAGUGCUUUGUGUUAAGACCUGGAUGUAAACAAGUUCAAGAAGCAGCUGAUUGGAUAACUGGCAAAAGCGAUGUUUGCCAUCCUUGGGAAAAUACAUCCAGAGCAAAUCCCUUCCCUUUAUUAAAUGAGAAGAAUAAUUAUUACUUUGAAACUGCUUAUGCAGGAAAUAUUGAUGUCAAUUGUAAACAGACCAGUCCUUGUAAAAUCUUUCAUGAAAAGAUCACAUCUUCAGCAGUAGAUCAAACAAUGCCUGUUUUAGAAGGCGCUGAAGAACUUAAAGAGAGUCAAGAAACUAAAACAGUUGGAACUGCAAACCGAACUUCCAAAAAUGCUAAGUGCAUUCCCUCACUGAAAAGGAAACACAGCUUUAUGAAUAGAAAAACUAAAAAAUCAUACAAGGGGGCACCUGCACUGUCUUCUGGCUGUAUGGAACAAUUUAUUAACAUCCCGAGAAAUGAUCACAUGAACAGUUUUAUAAAUGUUCCCAAAAAGCAUUUGCCAAAUUCACAGUACAAGAUUAUUGAUAUAUCAGAUCUUGACAAACAUGAUUGUUCUUAUCUCCUGAGAAAUGCAAAACAAGCAAAAGGCUUUGCUGUAACUAUGGUUUAUCAUGAUGGAACAUCACAGCUCACUACAACGCAGAAAGAUCCUACUACACUUAACUAA
Messenger RNA from Polypterus senegalus (gray bichir), 1338 nucleotides. RefSeq lists its product as uncharacterized. The coding region runs from base 346 to 1338 and encodes 330 amino acids. The record is from RefSeq and is a predicted model, not a curated record. The transcript has 6 exons. NCBI's taxonomy places the organism in Eukaryota, Metazoa, Chordata, Cladistia, Polypteriformes, Polypteridae.